Naumovozyma dairenensis CBS 421 is the source of this 708-nucleotide messenger RNA. RefSeq names its product S-adenosylmethionine-dependent methyltransferase (gene MTQ2). The coding region runs from base 1 to 708 and encodes 235 amino acids. The transcript has a single exon. Gene Ontology annotation, cellular component: eRF1 methyltransferase complex. The record is from RefSeq and is a predicted model, not a curated record. Gene Ontology annotation, biological process: methylation. Gene Ontology annotation, molecular function: protein methyltransferase activity; S-adenosylmethionine-dependent methyltransferase activity; nucleic acid binding. Lineage: Eukaryota; Fungi; Ascomycota; Saccharomycetes; Saccharomycetales; Saccharomycetaceae.
AUGCUGCCGACCCCAUACAUCAAGUGUGACUAUGAUAAAGUGUAUGAACCCAGUGAAGAUAGUUUUCUGCUAUUAGAUUCUCUAGAAAAAGAUCUAGAGUAUUUAGCUCAAAAGUUCAAAAAUAAGUUAGCCUUGGUAUGUGAGAUUGGUCCAGGUUCAGGGAUAAUUACCACCUUCAUGAUUCAAAAUCAUAUACCGACAACUAACAAUAAUUCCGUUUAUUAUGCCUUCGAUAUUAAUCCGUGGGCACUUGAAGCUACGUUAGAUACUGUGAAACUAAAUAGGGCAAAAGAUAACGAUAAUAAUAAUGCUGGCAGUAAAAGUAGUCUAUUAGAACCUGUACAAGUGGAUCUCACAUCCUCUUGGAGAAGCAAUCAAAUAGAUCUUCUUGUUUUUAACCCACCAUAUGUUCCAAGUGAAACUAUUCCAACUAGACCUGAAAGGAAAGAAGAGUUAGAUACAUGGGUAGAUCUUGCUUUAGAAGGUGGGAAAGAUGGUAUGGAAAUUACAAAUCGUGUACUGGCUCAACUAGAUACUAUACUUACUCCGAAUGGUAUUGCUUAUAUCUUAUUUUGUGCCAGGAAUAAACCUGAAGAGAUUAUAAAAUCAAUGAAAGAAAAUGGUUACAGUAACUGGAAUAUAGAAUUGGUGAAAAAUAGGAAAGCUGGAUGGGAAGUACUGAGCGUAUAUAGAUUCUCGAGAUGUUAA